This is a messenger RNA of Eublepharis macularius, 1012 nucleotides long. It is a transcript of the gene ID1, whose product is annotated as inhibitor of DNA binding 1. The coding region runs from base 63 to 509 and encodes 148 amino acids. The record is from RefSeq and is a predicted model, not a curated record. Gene Ontology annotation, molecular function: protein dimerization activity; transcription regulator activity. Gene Ontology annotation, biological process: negative regulation of transcription by RNA polymerase II; circadian regulation of gene expression; cell differentiation. The transcript has 2 exons. Gene Ontology annotation, cellular component: cytoplasm; nucleus. Lineage: Eukaryota; Metazoa; Chordata; Lepidosauria; Squamata; Eublepharidae.
GCCGUCUGGAGGUGCCGGGAGGCUCCGUGCGCCCUUUCCGCCCCGUCGCACGCUCGCCUGCCAUGAAAGUGGCCACCGCCGCAGCCCCCGCCGCGUCCCCCGGGCCCAGCUGCGCCCUCAAGGGCGUGCGCCUGGGCGGCGGGGCCGGGGAGCCGCUGUCGCGCUGCCUGUCGGAGCAGAGCGUGUCGCUGUCGCGGGCCGGCAGCCCGCCGCCCCCUCGGGGCUUGCCGCUGUGCCCGGAGCAAGCGGCCGCCGCCGCCUCGCUGCUGAUGGACAUGAGGGGCUGCUACUCGCGCCUGGCCGCCCUGGUGCCCACCCUGCCCCGCCACCGGCGCGUCUCCAAGGUGGAGAUCCUCCAGCACGUCAUCGACUACAUCUGGGACCUCCAACUGGAGCUCCAGCACCCGCUGGGCGCCGGGCCGCCCCCGUCGAGAGGCGCCCCGGAGGCGGCCGGAGCCGGGCCCGAGGCUGCCUGUGUGAGCUCUGACGACCGAAUCCUGUGUCGCUGAGAGCUGGUCUGAGAUUGCAGAAGAGAAACCCUCCAGAAAGAAACAACUGUCUCAUUGCCCCACCAGUGGUGGGGGGAUAGGAGAGCCUGGUUGUAGAUGGGCUGCGCCCCCUGUGCCCCCCACCCUUUCUCCUGGCCUGGACUUGAUCCGCUAUAGACUCUGUACUGAAGGGGAGAGAAAUGGCUGCCUAGCUUGCCUCCCUCUAUAGGGGUGGGGUGUGCCUGUCUGGAACCCAGGACCGAGGAACCAACAGAAGAGAACCAGAAGUGGCCUUGUAGCAAAAGCCCUUUGAGUGGCUUAAUGCUUAUGGACUUGACUGUCACCCGUCACUGGUCGAAUGCUUGUGUUUUUUGUUUUUUUUUUAAAAAGCGGGAUGUUAUAACCCUCCAUUUACUUCUCAGAUUUCUGAGAAUCAACUUUGUAUUGUAUAUUACAAUGACAUGUUUUCUGGAAAUAUUGUUCUACAAUAGCUUGGGUUUUUGUUAUUAAACAAAUGCAUAUUG